Messenger RNA from Octopus sinensis (East Asian common octopus), 5773 nucleotides. Its product is annotated as centrosome-associated protein 350. The transcript has 36 exons. Bases 117 to 4946 code for a protein of 1609 amino acids. The record is from RefSeq and is a predicted model, not a curated record. Lineage: Eukaryota; Metazoa; Mollusca; Cephalopoda; Octopoda; Octopodidae. Gene Ontology annotation, molecular function: microtubule binding. Gene Ontology annotation, biological process: microtubule anchoring. Gene Ontology annotation, cellular component: centrosome.
UGGCAACAGCUUCCCACAAUGCUUUGCGAGCCAAAGCUUUAACAUGGCGGUGAAAUUUGUAAAGUGGAAACGUUGAGUUGUUGGAGAAAUUAUUGUCGACAUUCGGCUUUUGUAGCAUGGACUCGUCACACCCUGCUGAGUAUCGCAGGGUUUUCCCUAAAGCAGGUUGGAUUAAUAGUAAUAACAAUUCUGGUUGUGAUUAUGAUGAUGAUGGUGGUGAUGACGGUGAUGACGAUGAUGAUGUGCGCACACAUGUAUUAAAAGUUCCCACUGUAGCUCCCAAAGAAUCCAGGAAAAUUAAGCGGAAAGUUGUUCCUUGUGCAAAUGGCAAAAAUUACGGUACUAACGAUGCUUAUGCUGUGAAUCUUCCCAAAAGAACUUCAGAUGUGAAUCCUAAAAAAGUUUGCCAUUCAGAUGAAGACAUAUUUGAAGAUCAACGGAAAGCUAAUUCUAAAGUGGUGGGCGUGUCUGAAGCAGGCCGAAGAAUGUUUGUCCCCACUGAAGUACGUGUUUUGAACGAGAGCUAUGUCACUACAGCCAUCGCUACGCCAAGGACCGAUAUGUUGGACUCUUCCAUUCCAGCUAGCCGAACUUCACACGUAAAAGCCGCCUUGCCACUUGCUGGCAAUUCAACAGUUGCUACCUCGUGGAAAAACUUUCAACAGGGAAACGCAUUCAGCCACAAUAUUGAACGGGAAUCUGAAAAUUUCGAUUGUCACUCCCUUAUUACUAACGGUGACCUUGACCGAGGGAGUGAGAAGCAGGAUACCAAGAUCAGGUUAAACAAAGCUUUAACGAGAUCCAGUGGUUUGGAUAAACUUAGAGAGAAGAUAAAACAGCAACAGUUGGCAUGUAAAGAACACGGCUCCUCAAAAAUAACCGAACUCUCAGCCCCUGUUGAGAAGGAUUCUUUGGCAAAUACUACAACCCAAGGCGAUGUGGACAUGGUGCCCGAAACAGACUGUCCGUCGGCCGCUGUUGAUUCUUCUGAUUCGGUGUGCAGAGCUUCUCAGUCUUGGGAUUAUAACAACAAUGGACUCAUCUCGACCUACACUUCCAAAAGGAACAUCACGAGUCAAAAGAAUAACCAUGUUGUGAAGACACGCAAGAUAGCUGCCAAUGCUUCUACACCAUCAUACAAAGGGUUUUCUAGACUUAAAGAAAGGAACACAGAAAAUGCUAAUGGGACCAAGGGAAAAGUGAAACGAACUGAUUCAAAGUCUGCUAAUACUACUGGAAAAGCUGUUACAAGGACGAAAGUGAAGAAGGCAGCAAGGACUCAGGAAACACAGGAAAAAUCCAAACCAAAGGCUGUGAGAGCAAUCUGUCGGACCAAUGAGAUAGACAUUAUAACUCCUUCUUCUUGGAAGAAAGGUCAUGAAGUGGUUCUACGGAUUCUGGGUUCCAAACCAAAAGUUCAGCUUGCCAAAACGAGGCCAACUCUUGAAAUGGUUGAUCUUCAGACCAUUCCAGCCAAACUUCCACAGACUGCUCGUGAAAUGAUAGAAGAUUUACAGCUUGGAAGGCAAACUGACACCUGUAUCAAUGGUAACCAUGAGUACGAGUCAAACAUUUUUGAGAGACCUAAAACCAAAGAAAAAGAAUUUGAUAAACCUUCUCCGAUUUUAUCUAUCUUAAAAAGAAAACCCAAAUUUACAGUCCUAGACUCUGAAAAACAACCAAAGGUGCGCCAUUAUGACCCAGAAGAAGUUCGUAAAUUCAUUGCGAAGAAGAAAACCGAGAGAGUUCAAAAGGCAAGGGAGAAUCAAGAAGCUUUGCAUAAUGAAUUUAUAAAACGACAAGAAAGGCUACAAGAGGUCUACCGCAAACAGAAAGAAGCAACCGCAUCAAUUCUGAGAAAAGAAAAUAUCUACCCAAGUAAAAAGCCUUUCAAGGAGUCAGUGUGUUUUGAUAUGUCGAUGUUUGAUUCAGAGGACUUCACAGCUGUCAGUGGCAAAGCUCAAGUUAGCGAUAACACUGAGGAUUCAACUGAAGAGACGGAAGAGGGUUCUACAACUUCGAAAACUUCUGCAAGUGAAAGUAUGUCUGACCAGCUGAGUCAAAGCAAUGAUGCUGCCUGCAACAAAUGCACAUGCCACUUCCCAAGGACGCAUUCUCUGCAAAAUCCUGCUGCUGACCGAAAAUCUUCCGACUAUUUCUAUCACAGUCUUCUCUCAACAAACAAGCCUGUAAAUCCACUGGUACCUGGACCCAUCUCUCGUACUCAAUUAGUUACUCGACAAUGGUCCGCAGAUUUGAAUAGAUUACAUGACCUUCGGGAAUCAGCUGCCACCCUGACCCAUAAAAUCAAGGAGAUGUGUCAAACCAGCAAUUUCCCCAUUUCUUCUUCCAAUAUCAUAAUACCUGAAGAAGAGCCCGUUUUUGCUGGAGCCAAAACAGACCAAAGUUUACCAGGAGUUCAAAAUAUUCAGGAAAAAGCAGCGGAAGUAUUCGACAAGAAGGAAAAAGAUGCGGCUACGUGUAUCCAGGCAGUUUACCGUGGCUACACUGUACGCAAAAACCUCCAUUGGCAGAGACUGACUGGCCAAACGGACUUCAGUGAGAAGGCUAACCGCUAUCUUGAAAGAAACUCAGUUUCUUCAUGCGAUGAGGCACAGACACCCCCACCCAGAUCUAAAUUAAAGGGAAAACUAUGUUUUGAAAAUAUAUCAGCUUCAUCAGAUGAGAUGACAACACCUCCUAAAACUACAGAUUUUCCGAAUCCAACAUCAAGAUUCAAAAAUCUGCAUUAUGAUUAUACCGAAUUAUUGCGGGGGAAUGAAGUGGAGGAACGCAUUCCGGAAAAUUCUCAGGAAGUGGUGGACACGUCAUGGCUGUGUAAACCUGUUUCCUCCAGAUAUCCAUGGAAGAAGAAUGAUAUACCUGAUAAAUACAGUGUUGUCAACAUAUUCACAUCAAAAUAUAGGACAUGCAACAAAGCAGAAACAGAAGAUUCAGCUCAACAAGAAGCACCAAGUUUGGAGAAUUCUCAGCCGAAGCCAUUAAUUUCUUCUUCGUUACAUUUGAACACUAACGACUUAAAUGUACCUCCUCCGCAACACCAACACCACCGUCCAACCACUGAGCUGCUGGAAAAUAUUUACAGUGGACUGCCACGUUUAAAGGCCCCUACGGCGUUCAGCAUGAACCCAUCUGCUGUAAGCUGGGACACAUUCGAGAUGAACAACAGUUGCAGGCCCGAGGUGCAAGAUGCAAUGGCAACGGCUUCGCUGGGUAGCUUACCUUCUCAAAAGAUUUCGUUAGUCGGGGCUGAAAGUAAAGAAGUCCGCUCUGAUAAGUUACCUGACGAAAUUCACACGUCUUCCAGAAUAAAAUCCCCGUACUCCAUCAAUCCAGUCAUCCAAACCAAUGGAAACCGCUAUGGUUUGCAGGAUUUACAUUCAUCAUCAUCAUGUGGAGACAGUGAAGCAGAAAAUCAAUCAACCAUCGAGAUGUCCUCACAGAUUCUCUCCAGUGUCGGAGAUGGUACAGACUCUGAUAUUUCGAGUUUACAGAAUGAUUUACCCAGUAAAUCUAUGUGUCCCUAUAAGUCUCAGUUUCCUGCCGUUGGUGGCUACUCCGCAAAAGAAGGUGACACUCUUGAGAGCUCCAUGAAAAAGUAUUCCCCUGCUCAGCUUCCGAUGAAGCUGCGUGCUGAGUUGUAUAACUGGGAACAGACAGUGGAGUCCUUAUCCUUAGCUCAACAGGAAACGUUUUCGUUGGGCAGAAUAUUUCAGACUCAGAGUCAAAAUCCUGAACUGAAUUUGCAUUACCUGGAGCAAAUGCGACGUGCAAUGGCUAUGCUGGACAAUAAUGCUACAAGUCGUGUCCCGCCAGCAGAACCGGUCAUCUCAUCUCCAGAACCCAGUGACCACUCCGGUGUACUGAAGAGCAUUAUGGCCGAAGAGAAACAACCAGCGUCUCAAAAGUCUUUCUCACAUUAUCAUUCCCUCAACAGCACAGUUACAUCUAAGAACACACUUGUAUCCAAAGAAACGUCUGCAUCUGAUGACCAACCAGCAAGUGGAACACAGUUUAAUCACAAAGCAGCGAGACAUUCUUCAUCCAUACCUUCAGCAAGUAUAUCUAGUCAUUUGUCACAGAAACGCCAUUCCCACCGGGCAAGUUCACAGAGGAGCAGCAGCAAUUUCAUAAAGACACUCAGUGAUGCAAGGAACCAUUCCGACAGUUCUUCUGGUACAGUAACAGAAGAUAUUUCCGCCAGUUCUGGUACCGAAGCCAGUUCCACGUCUCAGCCAUCAGAAUAUCUCACUAAAACCAGUUCCUCAUCAAAACGGAGAAUUGUACAUAACAAGGAGAAUCAACCGUCAAAGAAGCCAAAUGGAGUUGCUCGGAAAGAUUUGUCAGAAGCCCAAGAGACUGCAAGCAGCAUCCAGCAUCAUGGCAUCCUGAAAGGCAUUGAGGAAAUUCUACCGCAACUGUCGAAGAAGAAGCAAAAUAUUGUCACAGAAGUACCUCGGGUGAUGGCUGAAUUUCAACUCCUCACAGCUCAGCAAGAAAGUGAGCGAAGAGCUUAUUAUGCCAAAAUGAAGAAGUUUUUUACAUCAAAGGAAACACCCGAAAGUGAUAAAGCAAACUCAAAUAAAAAUAAGAGCAAGUCAGAUUCAGAAGUUUCCAAGGCUGAUACCCAGGCUGUGAACACAUCUGAUUCCCUGCAAUCUCAUAUUGAAAACCUACAGCAGAAAACAUUGACGGAGACCUGUCUGGGACUGUACACUCUCGAGAAAAGGCUGAAAUAUGAAAGUAAAGAGCUUUAUAGGCUGAGGAAAGCGGCUGAGAAAUCAUGUGAGGAGAAGGUUGUCCAGCAGAGCAGAGAGAGUUCGGCUAAAGAAGCCGAUAUCAUGAACGGCCGGAGAAAGCAGCAUCUCGACGUCGUCAUGAAAAUGCUUCCGCCCCAGCUGACGAAAGUUACGCCUCCACAAUAACACCCAGUUGGAAAGAGAAGAAUUCUGCAAGUAGUAAAUCAAGCUCAACCAGCAAGACACUCCACCACACCGCCAGUGGCCCUAGUAGUAGUAGUAGCAGCAGCAGCAAAGCAACAAGCUCUAUUAGUGAAGAACUCAGCAAACAUCUGUCGUCUUCAAUUGGUGAGAGCAUCAGUAGUAAGAACAAGUCUCAGAAGACUUUAAGUGGCAGCAGCAACAGUGCCGCCAACAGCAAAUCCAUCCCGGAAGCAAUAAAGGCAUUGAAUGGAUUAAACGAAAAUGGCAUUUCUCACUCAUCGAGCAUCAAAGACAAAAUCAAGUCUUCAAACUGCGAAUCUGGAGAGAACACACCCGUUACCGAAGACUACAGCCACACAUUUGAAACCUCGGUCAAUAACAGCUUGAAGACAUCGCUUCGACAGUUGCUGAGUCCAUUGGUUGGCAGUCGGAGCAACAGUUUAUCUUUCAGGUCAUCUUGUCAAAAGCGUCGCGGCUCUGAAAGUGAUACAGAAGAUUCUUUUCAUUCAGAAACUCUGUCGGAUGUCAGUGACAUCGAAGUGAGGAUCCGAGCAUUGUCCGAAGAUUUGAAGAAGAAAAAAGCCGAAGCGGAUCGACUUAGAAGGGAGCGCAGGAAUAAACAUCGCGAGAAGCUGAAAGCGCAGGAAGAAUCACUGGUCAAGCAGAUUGAGGCGUACGACCGCUACAUAAACCAAGCAAACGAGGAUCUCCAAAGAGAACAGGAAACUUUACAGCGAAAUGUUGUAGUUAAACCUCAAAUCAAGCAGCCAAAGGUGUUGGAAUCCCGUCGCUUCCGGCAACAAUCCCAU